CUGCCACUUCGCGUCGUGUCUUCAGUGAGCGCGAGGAGCGCUGCGCGCGUGUCUCCAUCCUCCGCGCCUCCGCUCUCUCCAGGAGUUCCCCAGCCGGUUGCGCGCGCUCCUCCCGCUCCUCUCCUGUGUCUCGCGGCAUGCUGGGGCUGUGGUAAGACGGGGGGAGAUGUGGAGUUUGCCGAGGAGCCGCAGCAGCUCCAGCAGCUCCAGCAGCCAGAGCGACGGCGGCGAGAAGCGGCAGCAGCAGCGCGAGAUCUCCGUCAACAUCGGCGGCGUGCGCCUCGCGCUGCGCCCCGAGCUGCUCAACCGCUACCCGGAGAGCCGCCUGGCCGAGCUGGCCAACUGCCCCGCGCGCAGCUUCGACCUCAUCUCCUCGCUGUGCGAUGACUACGACCCGUGCAGGCGCGAGUUCUACUUUGACCGGGACCCGGACUCCUUCAAGUGCAUCGUGGAGGUGUACUACUUUGGAGAGGUGCACAUGAAGCGGGGCAUCUGCCCCAUCUGCUUCAUCAAAGAGAUGGAGUUCUGGAAGAUCGACCUGAGCUACCUGGAUGAGUGCUGCAAGAGCAACCUGAGCGAGAAGGAGGAGGAGCUGGCGGAGAUCGCAGACAAGGUCCGGCUGCUGCUGGACGACCUGGACGGGCUGGACGGGGAACCCGAGGGGCCCAGGCGCUGGCAGAAGAUGGUCUGGAGGUUCAUGGAGAAGCCUGAGUCGUCCCUGGCCGCGCGCGUGGUGGCGGUGAUCUCCUUCCUCUUCAUUCUCAUUUCGUCUGUGGUCAUGUGCCUGGGCACAAUUCCAGACCUCCAGGUGGAGGACAGUGAGGGCAACCGGUCUGAACACCCUACGCUGGAUGCCAUCGAGACAGUGUGCAUCGGCUGGUUCACGGUGGAGUUUGUGCUUCGUCUUGGGUCGGCCCCCAGCAAGGUCCGCUUUGUACUGUCCUUCAUGAACGCUGUGGACUUUCUUGCCAUCAUGCCCUUCUACGUGGUGCUGACGCUUACCUACCUGGGCACGGCCAUGAUGGAGCUGGCUGACGUGCAGCAGGCGGUGCAGGCACUGCGCAUCAUGCGAGUGGCCCGUGUCUUCAAGCUGGCACGCCAUUCGUCAGGCCUGCAGACAUUGACCUAUGCCCUCAAGCGCAGUUUUAAAGAGCUUGGCCUAUUGCUUAUGUACAUGGGCGUGGGCAUCUUUGUGUUCUCGGCGCUCGGCUACACCAUGGAGCAGAGUCACCCGGAGACGCUGUUUCGCAGCAUCCCGCAGUCCUUCUGGUGGGCCAUCAUCACCAUGACCACUGUAGGCUACGGGGACAUUUACCCCAAGACAACGCUGGGUCGCUGCAAUGCGGCCAUCAGCUUCCUGUGUGGCGUCAUAGCCAUUGCGCUGCCCAUCCACCCCAUCAUAAACAACUUCGUCAUCUACUACAACAAGCAGAAGGUGCUAGAGACGGCUGCACGGCACGAGCUGGAGCUCAUGGAGCUGCAGUCUCUUGAGCAGACACCAGGGGGCGCCCCGCGGAAGCUAGAUGCUACGUGGGACGGCACUGUGCGUCCCUCUAGGAGUGACACACACAUCCCGUUGCUGACGGCUGCUCAUGGGACAGUGGCGAAGAAGAGGAGCGUGUCGUAAAACUUUAAUUAUGUGAUGGACAGUGGUGGCAUUUUACUUUGACUCAUGCAUCUUAAGGUCGUUUUAUACUUCUGCGAAGCUCUGUGUAGAUACAUUUGCAUAGAGAUCACAUUACAUGAAUUCGUAAUGACUACGUAACUCACAGAGGCUUAAAAAGAAGAGAGUGUGUAAUUAAUUAUAGUUCAAUUAUUUGAAUGUCAUUUUUUAUUGUCCCAGAGAAGAUAGAAAUGCAUUACAAUGAGUUGCUGAGGAGGGUGAUGCCCAGAAAAGCCCCCCGGAGGUUUUUCGUGGAAUGCAUGAGAAAGUAACAGUGUGAAAAACCAACUAGCUGCCUGUCUCAGUACGGAUUUAACAACCCCUCUACUAAUUAUAUUAGCACAAGUGAAGCUUGUAAGGUAUUGGAAAAUGCUUUGAGCCACAUAGCUAUUCGUAUUUGCAGUUUAAGAAGCACAAGAGGAUAAUGGGUAAUGUAGUCUUGGUCCUGUCCAUACUUUGAGGUACAGAGCCAACUGUACUUGCAGUUUAAGACGCACUAGAGGAUGAUGUGUAAAGUAGUCUUGGCCCCUGGCCACUAGAGGACAAUGAGUAACAUAGUCUUAGCCUCUCUCUACUUUGAGCUACAUAGCCAUCUAUUGCAGUUCAAAGCCCCUGGGAACACAUUUUUAUAUAGAACUUUUUGGUAUGAGACUAAACUUAUGUGAAGCAUUCAGAAAAGUUUAAAUAGAAAACACAAAGCAGAAAUAUGCAGACUUUUUAGCUUUUCCUUUUAAAUUGCAGCUUCAUUUCAUACAAGAUACGCAAUAAAAAUGGUAAAUAGUAGGAUAGCAUGCUAGUUAGCUUACAUAGAGGUUUGUAAGCAACAGCUCAUCAGCUCACCGGUUUUCUAGUUGCUCAGACUUGAAGAGAGGAUGGAGCUAUGUUAGCCUUGUGAUUGGUCAGGGUUCUGAUGACAUCAGUCUGGCCCAUUUUUAGACCUAUUUUACAUUCAUAGGAGAAUAAUAGUGAUUAAUUUAUAGCAGAGAUUUAUUAGACUAUGGGGAUAUAUUUAUAAGAAAUGCUUUGUACAUUUACACGGGGAAGCAGAUGAGCAAAAUUAACCCAAUUAAAAAGUAACUAACAUUUACCUACCCUGGUGCGUUUAGAAGAUGGGCAUUUGGCCUUCUACUUGGGCGCUCUAUGUUUUGAACUAUGAAGGCAUUCAUAAUUGCAGUUUAAGAAGCACUAGAGGAUGAUGGGUAAUGUAGUCUUGGCACCUCUAUACUUUGAACUACAAAGCCAUCUUUAGUUGCAGUUUAAAGCCCCUGGGAACACACUUUAUGUAAAGCGGAGCUGUGUUAGCUUUAUGAAUGGUCAGGUGUCUGCUGAUGUCAGCUUGACCCACUUUUACAUCCAGAAGAGUAAUAAUGCUGAAAUACAGAAAAGAUUUAUUAAACUUUGGAAAAAUAAUCAUAAAAAAUAUUUUCUAUUUUCACAGGGAGAUCAUAGGAGCCAAAUUAACCCAAUUAGAAAGAAAACUAACGUUUAGCAUUACAGAGGCUUUGAGAAGCUGGGUAAUCACUAUGCAGUUUAAGAAGAUUUUCAAAGUAUUGUCCAAUACACUACAAAACUCAUUAGUGAUUAAGUGAUCAUAAGUGUUUGCCUCUCCAAAGGAAUUAACCAAAUAACCAGCAAAGCCUUGCAGAUCUCUCCUCCCAUUACGGCCACUUAUGUAGCGCUGGUGAGUCACAGUUGAUGAGGGCAUGUUAAUAAGUGUGUGAAUCCGUGGUGUGUGUCAAACCAAUCUUUUUUGGUUGGGCACUGAACUUGCCAAAAUACCACUUUCUCGCUGCCAGUAUUUCACUACAUCUGUCUAUUCUCAAUCUACAGUCUACUACAUUGAAACACAUUCAGACUGAACUCUUAUAUUUCUUAUAAUUGCAGAGUACAACAAUGUUCACAGAUUCGCAGAAGUAUAAUUCCGCCUAUACCAAGCUAAACCCUUCUGUUGCGCACGUCUGAAGGCAGGGACGACCGCCAGGCUGCUUGUAAGUGGACGUUGGGUGUUUUUUAAUGCCUUGUUUCUGUUUGGAUGUUCAUAAUGUCACAGAUUCAAUAAAGUGCAUGCCAAACUUCGUCUGCAGGUUUUGCUUAAAGCGUUCAGACAAAUAUCACCAUGUGAUCACCAUGUAAUAUCAAAUGUUGAGUCUCUGAAGAUUUUCUUGAGUUGUACCCUAGGGAUUUUUGGAAAAUGUUUUUGCUGACUGGCAGGGGUACUCAAAUUAGGUCAUGUUUGCUUACAUAAUUUUGACUGGGCUGAAGUGACAAACAAAAACUAUAAAUGCCAUGCAUCUCACAACGUACAAAUCGAGACUGAUGACCAGAGUACAUUAUGCAUAUAUUCAGAAGCAUGUCCAAAAAAAAAUGCUUUAAUGUGGGAAUAGUGACACCAAACAUGGCCCUAUUUUAUUGCUCAGUAGGCAAGCUAGCAACCACGCACUGUGCAGCUUUGUGUAGUGCAGGGGUCGGCAAUUAAAUUUGGCUGGUAGCCAGAUAUUUUCCAAGCCAUUAAUUUGUGGGCCACAAAAAAAGUUUAAUGGGAUGGAGUUUUAAAGGCUAGUAGCUCUCCAGCUCAGAGGUUGUUGAACCCAAUUGCAGAACAGUUCAAA
Astyanax mexicanus (Mexican tetra) is the source of this 4272-nucleotide messenger RNA. RefSeq names its product potassium voltage-gated channel, subfamily F, member 1b (gene kcnf1b). Gene Ontology annotation, cellular component: voltage-gated potassium channel complex; membrane. Gene Ontology annotation, molecular function: voltage-gated potassium channel activity. The transcript is spliced from 2 exons. The record is from RefSeq and is a predicted model, not a curated record. The coding region runs from base 167 to 1627 and encodes 486 amino acids. Gene Ontology annotation, biological process: protein homooligomerization; potassium ion transmembrane transport. Lineage: Eukaryota; Metazoa; Chordata; Actinopteri; Characiformes; Acestrorhamphidae.